UCACAGAGACAGAGAGAGAGAGGAGCCUGUUUCGGGUUUAAAGCUUUGUGUCUCUAGCUAACACUCCUCUCCUUCUUAUCCUCUUCAAAAGUCCCUUAUUUAUUUUCUCAGUCUUCCUCCUUUUCUCUCUGUUUGUUUUUGUGUUUGAGACUUUGAGAGAGAGAUAUGACUGGGUUUUCAGAAGCCGAAAGCGUCACGCUUGACUUGCUUAAGAAGAAGAUGGCGGAUUUUGCUAAAGAGAGGAACUGGGACCAGUUCCACAGCCCCAGAAACUUGCUCUUGGCUCUGGUGGGUGAGGUGGGGGAGCUCUCUGAGAUAUUUCAAUGGAAAGGAGAGGUUCCAAAGGGUCUUCCUGGUUGGGAAGAAAAGGAAAAGCAACACCUGGGUGAAGAGCUCUCUGAUGUUCUUCUCUACCUUGUCAGGCUCUCUGACAUUUGUGGUGUUGAUCUUGGCAAAGCUGCUCUGCGCAAAGUUGAACUCAAUGCCAUCAAGUACCCAGUUUCACAGAAACAGAACCAGACCAAUGGUUCCAACAGCCUCAACACAACCACCACCAUUAACACCAGCAAUGGUAAUAAUCACCCAGAGGAGAUCAUCGGUUGAUUUCAGUGGCAGAAAGGGCCACCACAUCUUUUGCUUUCUGCAGGGUUCAUGUUAAUACUAGUACUAUAUUUGGGUGCAUUAGGUUAUGUAAGGGCUAUGCUGGGUUGGGGCAUAGGAGGUGUUUUUGGGCAUUUAUUCUCACGUUUUUGGCUUCUGAAUCGAAUCCCUCUGACAGUUGUGAGAUACGGUGCAGAUACUAUAAUAUUUCCCUUUCCUUUUCUAGUU
Molecule: messenger RNA, 828 nt
Organism: Argentina anserina (silverweed cinquefoil)
Lineage: Eukaryota; Viridiplantae; Streptophyta; Magnoliopsida; Rosales; Rosaceae
Exons: 2
Coding region: 166-603 (145 amino acids)
Biological process (GO): nucleoside triphosphate catabolic process
Molecular function (GO): nucleoside triphosphate diphosphatase activity
Source: RefSeq, a predicted model, not a curated record